Teleopsis dalmanni is the source of this 606-nucleotide messenger RNA. Its product is annotated as girdin homolog. NCBI's taxonomy places the organism in Eukaryota, Metazoa, Arthropoda, Insecta, Diptera, Diopsidae. Gene Ontology annotation, biological process: cytoskeleton-dependent intracellular transport; cytoplasmic microtubule organization. Gene Ontology annotation, molecular function: dynein light intermediate chain binding; microtubule binding. Bases 2 to 595 code for a protein of 197 amino acids. Gene Ontology annotation, cellular component: centrosome; cytoplasm. The transcript has 4 exons. The record is from RefSeq and is a predicted model, not a curated record.
GAUGUUGCUGCAAAUGAAUUCUGAUCUUGAUACUGAUCGAAAAACACUUAUGGACAAUGUGUCACAACUGCUAUCCCAAUAUCACGAAUUGUUGUCACAUUCAUUAGAAGAUAAGCAACAUUUUCAUGAAGAAGAAAAAAGUUACACCGAACGUGUUCAUAAUUUAAGCCGGCAGAAAGAAAAAUUGGAGGAAAAAAUAAUGGAACAUUAUAAAAAAUCUGAAAGCACAGUACCUAAGAAAAAACCAUUUGCCAGUAGUUUAGUACGACGUGUAAAGAAAGCAAGUUCUGAUCUAAUGAAUAAAGUGCCCAGCAGGAAUCGACGUUCUUGGGUGGAUGAUUCACGUCUUACUCAAUCUCAAUUUAUAAUAGGCUCUGAAUCUGGUGGAAAUGAUUCCGAUAACAGCACUGAAGAGCCUAUGUCUAUCGUAUCUGAUACACAUCUUCUACAACGUAAUAUACCAAUGCGUCAGAGUCUACAGCGUGAUGCUAAUAAGGAUAAUACAAUUGUACGUGGUGGCGUGGUGCGGAGUAGUUUACAAGCACAGAAACGUACGGAUUUAAAUAAUUCUCGUAGAAAUAGUGUGCACGGGUAAUUGCUAUUAUU